AUGGAAGACUAUGAACAAUUGGAACGGAUUGCUCGGCUUUUUCAAGCGCUGUAUCUUGCUGUUUGUCGCCUUGAAGAUUUCUACAAGGGUUUGAACCUGAUCCCAUCUGAACAGAGAUUCUUUCCAUAUCUUAAUAAGUAUCAAACUGAAGACAACAAAACUAUUUCUUUUACUUAUCUCUAUCAGUUCGAAGGAUCCUUAAAAUUUCUAUGGAAGGCUGAGACAAUUGAUGGGUGCUUAAUUGUUGUAAAACUCGCCCGGGAAUAUAAUGCUGAUGCACAUCAACUCUGUGCCCAGAAAAGGCUCGCUCCACGGCUGUUAUGCGUUAGCAAGCCCAAUGAACUGCGAAAAUUUCAGAUGAUUAUAAUAGAAUGUGUCGCUGGUACCGUUCUGAGCAAGAAAGACAAUGUCAAUACGGAACUCUAUUUGGAUAUAUUUAAUAGUGUGACGUCUAUUAUUAAUCUGCUUCAUAAGAACAACUUUGUAUUCGGUAAUCUUCAACCCUCAAAUAUUCUUGUAGUAAAUGCGGAUGGUCAACAACAAACAAUGCUAAUUUCUUUUGAUUGGUGUGGUAAGCACCAGGUGAAGAAAUACCCACCAUCAAUAAAUAAUGAUUUGUCACUGACAGCGAAACCUGGUGCUUUACUUAACAAAGCACAUGAUAAUUUUUGCACCCUUGCUACACAUAUCGGUAUCCCAGAUGUGAAUCCAUGCUCAUUAUGUGGAAAAGAGAUUUAUUCUGCAUCGAACCCGCCAUACAAAGAAUUUACCCUAGCUUCGUGUAGACACAUCUUUCACCAGAAGUGUCUUGAAAAGUAUCUGGUAAAUGGAGAAGCGCGAUGCCCGAAUAAGGAUUGUAAUAGAGAUAUUGAAACUUUUCUCUCUCCGGAUCUUUUUAAGGAAACGGGCAAACCUACAUCCUCAACUGCAGAUAUCACUAAGCCAGUUGAUUUGGGAAAUCAAACUCCCGUGGAUAAUGAUGUAACACUAAUGGACGAACUAGGAUUAUUAGGCGGAGAGGAACAAAGUUCGUCCAAGACUACCGACAAGGCAUCAAGCUCUAUUCAGAUCAUUAAAGAAACUUCUGACCAGGCAACUAGCCCUAUUGAGGUUGUUAGCACUACACCUGGCAAUUCUGAAAAUGUGGAUGACUCAAUUUCAAAGGACUCUAGCGGACAAAUCUAA
This is a messenger RNA of Funneliformis caledonium, 1185 nucleotides long. The record is from the annotation of a GenBank genome assembly. Lineage: Eukaryota; Fungi; Glomeromycota; Glomeromycetes; Glomerales; Glomeraceae.